This is a messenger RNA of Sceloporus undulatus (fence lizard), 1092 nucleotides long. It is a transcript of the gene AVPR2, whose product is annotated as arginine vasopressin receptor 2. NCBI's taxonomy places the organism in Eukaryota, Metazoa, Chordata, Lepidosauria, Squamata, Phrynosomatidae. Bases 1 to 1092 code for a protein of 363 amino acids. Gene Ontology annotation, molecular function: vasopressin receptor activity; peptide binding. The transcript has 3 exons. Gene Ontology annotation, cellular component: membrane. Gene Ontology annotation, biological process: positive regulation of vasoconstriction; regulation of systemic arterial blood pressure by vasopressin; G protein-coupled receptor signaling pathway. The record is from RefSeq and is a predicted model, not a curated record.
AUGGAUGACAAGAUCUUUUGGCAGAUACAAACAUUCAACCUGUCUUUGACACUGCCUGAUCCCACUGCCUCCAAUGCUUCCUUCCUCCCUUCCGAUGACCGGGAUGUGGCACUAGCCCAAGCAGAAGUUGCCAUCUUAGCCUCCAUCUUCCUGCUAGCUACUCUAAGCAAUGGGCUUGUCUUGGGAGCCCUCUUCCGCCGGGGCCACCGAGUCUCUCCUACACCAAUGCACUGCUUCAUCCGCCACCUCUGCCUGGCCGACCUGGCUGUGGCCCUCUUCCAGGUUCUCCCGCAGCUCAUCUGGGACAUAACGGACCGCUUCCAGGGCCCAGACAUCUUGUGCCGGGCUAUCACAUACUUGCAGGUGGUCGGCAUGUUUGCCUCAUCCUACAUCAUCGUGGCCAUGACAUAUGACCGCCACCGUGCCAUUUGCCAGCCUAUGUUGGCUUUCCGGAGGGGCCCAGGCACUUGGCACCAGCUGGUGGUGGUGGCCUGGACCGCCUCCUUCCUCCUCAGCCUCCCUCAGCUCUUCAUUUUCUCCAAAGUGGAACUGCCCAGUGGAGCUCAUGAGUGCUGGGCCACCUUUGCUGAGCCCUGGGGAGCCCGGGCCUAUGUCACAUGGGUGACCCUGAUGGUUUUCAUCCUUCCCACAGUCUUCAUCGCCACCUACCAGGGCAUGAUCUUCUGUGAGGUCCAUCGCAGCCUUCAGCUAGGGCCAGAGGGAGCACUGAAGGGCAGGGGGAGCCGGCGUGGGUCUUCUUCCAUAUCAUGUGCUGUGACCAAGACUCUCAAGAUGACGCUAGUCAUUGUGCUGACUUAUGUCUUUUGCUGGGCCCCUUUCUUCCUCGUCCAGCUUUGGUCGGUUUGGGAUCCACAGGCACCCAUUGAUGGUCCAGCUUUCACCCUCCUGAUGCUUGUCGCCAGCCUCAACAGCUGCACAAACCCCUGGGUCUAUGCCACCUUCAGCAACAGCAUCUCAAACGAAUUGUGCCAAAUCUUCUGUCCCCGGCUAGCCCGCCAGCGCAUGGGAUCCUUACACGAGGACUCUGCCCUCACAGCCUCCUUCUCCUUUGGACGGGACACAUUCUCCUGA